AAAGAAAGGAUCAGCCGUUUUUUCUUUAAAAGAAAUUUGACAAGGAUUUGUCGAAGAAUCUUCUAAUGUCUACGGUGUCUGCGUCUACGAAGGAUCAACAUUACAAUGUUGGUGCUGCGGAUAUCGGCGGACGUUGAGAUGCACCCCACGCAGUUCUUCAGCGAUUGGACGGUUUCCGCACGAUCAUAACUAGUUUAACGGUCCACGACAGUUAGCUGCCACGAGUCAACGGGUUCGGUUGACUCGGCUGCUGCAUUGUCCCCGAACGACACGGCGAGCGCUUCUCCCGUUGCAGCGUCGACGAGGGAACGCGCGUGUGGAGAGAGAUCGCAUUGAUCCCGUGUCCCCUGUGUUGACCUUUGACACUGGACCGACAAAAGAAAACGCUAAGCGGUCGACGAUCUCCCCUUCAAGUUGCUGUCUUGGAUUAUCGCCAGCCACGAUAUCCUUCGCGGGAUUUUUUAACGUCUCUUUUGUUUCACCUCAUCCGAACAUAAUGUUACCAAGAUUGAUGCUAAUGGUUGCUCUACUCCUUUUAACAAUGGGUGUUAUAUCAUCGAAGGGAUGUGAAUUGGAUCAGAUGCGAUAUGGAUGCCGCAUUUAUAAUGCGCAAUGCAGUUGCGGUUACGGCUGUAAAUCCGAAUACAGAUAUGACAACAAUGACGAUUGCAAAUUAGCGCUAAAAGGAAGACGUAGCGAUAUAUGUUCUCGAUCGAAACCGUGCCUAAAUGAAGGUUCGUGUUCUCAAAUAUCGUCGGAGCCAGGAUUUAAAUGUCGCUGUGAAGGAACCGGAUUUUACGGCACUUACUGUGAGACACCUUGUCCACGACCAAACAGUACACAUUUCCGAGGACAAUUCCCUUACGAGUGUGUCGUGAUCUAACUUGAUUGUUUCCUCUUACUUUCAUCUGAAACUCAAAUUUGUCUUAAUAUGAUACAUACAGGUAAAGAAACGCAUUCCAUAAAACAUAUUUACACAUCUUUGUACAUACAUAAUAAAUAUUGAAACACACAGAU
This is a messenger RNA of Monomorium pharaonis (pharaoh ant), 1017 nucleotides long. Its product is annotated as adhesive plaque matrix protein 2. NCBI's taxonomy places the organism in Eukaryota, Metazoa, Arthropoda, Insecta, Hymenoptera, Formicidae. The record is from RefSeq and is a predicted model, not a curated record. The transcript is spliced from 5 exons. Bases 497 to 883 code for a protein of 128 amino acids.